AUGUUUAAGACUUCAUAUAACUUGUACGAUUUGAACUAUCCGAAAAAUGAUUCAUUAACGCCAAUAAGAGACUACAAAAAUGACUAUUUUCAUAAAAAUGAUGACAAAUUACCAGAAAUUGUUAGAAAACCUACGAGAAAGUUAUCGAAACAUGAAAACAAACUCAACGAUAAAAAAUUCACGAAUAAACGACCAGCAAGUCUGGACUUGCAUUCUAUAGUGGAGAGCCUGAGCAAUAAAAAAAUUUACUCUCCUAUUAACACAGAGAUAUUUCAAAAUGUCGUGAGACUGAAUUUGAGCCCUCAGAUUCCCAAUUCUCCUCACGAGGGAUGCAAAUUUUAUAAAAUCGUACAGGAGUUUUACCUCUCUGAAGUGGAAUAUUACAAUAAUUUGUUAACCGCAAAUAACGUAUACAGAAAGGCAUUGAAUAGUGAUCCAAGAUUCAAGAAUAAACUUGUCAAGCUUGAUUCAAGUGACGAGCUAUUGCUUUUUGGGAACAUUGACACUAUUGCGUCAAUCAGCAAAAUACUGGUAACGGCAAUAAAAGACCUACUUUUAGCCAAGCAACGUGGGAAAAUGUUGGAUGCGAAUGAAUGGCAAAAGAUAUUCACCAAAAAUGAGGUACAACAGCAGCUAUAUUCAACUUUUGAUAUUUCAGAGGCGUUCGAGCAACAUUUGUUAAGAAUCAAAUCCACCUACACAAGCUAUUUUGUUAGCCACCAAAAACAAAUGGAACUAUUUACUACAUUAAGGAUGAAUAAGAAUCAUUUUUUUAACAAGUGGUAUGAAUAUUGUUUAAAAGAGAGUGGAUGUAUAAAGUUAGAGGACAUAUUGAAAAGCCCGAUGAAAAGACUGACUCAGUGGAUUGAUACUUUGGAAACUUUGGAAAGCUGUUACGAAGAUAUUCUUUCGCCAGAAUUGGGCUUGAAACUAAGCCCGACAAGAAGAAAAUAUUCUUUAUUUUCCAAUAAGUUAGAAACCGAGGUCUCCGAGUAUAAGAGUAAUUCCAUGUAUAAUUUCAGUUUAACCCCAUCAGAGAUUAUACAAAGUUAUGAUGAAGAUCAGUUUACACACCUUUUAAAACCCCCAGACAAACAAAAUAAAAAUAUAUGUAAUGCAUCUCGACAAGAGAGUAAUUUGGAUAAUAGUAGAGUUCCUUCUCUUCUUUCUGGAUCAUCGAGUUACUACUCAGAUGUAUCAGGGCUAGAAAUUGUCACUAAUACUUCAACUGCCUCAGCUGAGAUGAUAAAUCUAAAAAUGGAUGAAGAAACAGAAUUUUUUACAUUGGCAGAUCACAUCAGUAAAUUCAAGAAAGUAAUGAAAGGUUUGUUAGAAUUAAAAAAGAAUUUAUUGAAAAACGAUCUGUCAGGCAUUAUUGAUAUCAGUUUAAGAAGAAUAAAUGCAUGGAAAAAGGUGAUCGAGUGCGAACGCCCUUCUGGUGCAUUUUUUGCGCACGAUAACUUAAUAUCGACCAUGUGUUCUUCGUACAUAGAUAAACUGCAUGAACAAAAAAAUCAAGUAACAAUUUUGAAACUCACAGAGCUCGAAACAGAUGUGAUGAACCCACUUGAAAGAAUCAUAGCCCAUUGUACUACCGUUAAAAGCAAACUAAAAGAUUUGCAAGCUUUGAAGAAAGAUUACAUGUUAUUUUUACAAGAAAAAAAAGCAAAUGUGCGAGAUAUUAAACGUGACUUGUUGGGAAUGCAUUUCCAAAACCUGCAAAACCAGAUGAAAAGGGAAUUACCGGUCUUUAUUACUUUGAUCCACGAUACUAUCGAAUGUAUCUUGUUGAACUAUAUCAAAGUCUUCUUAAAAUAUUUGGAAAUCAUUGCUGGUGGAAAAAAAUACCUGCAAAAAGAUCUUGAAAAUAUGUCUCUUAAUGACUCUAUAGCUACCGGCCAAAUUAAAAAUCUUGAUAUUUUGCAGUGUUAUUCUAAAUCACGAUAUAUGACAAAACGCAUGGUAAGAAAAGAUUGGCCUUUCCCUGGAGACCCUAGUGGAAGCCGUGUUGUCAGAAAACUUUUCGAACUUUAA
This is a messenger RNA of Saccharomyces cerevisiae S288C, 2034 nucleotides long. It is a transcript of the gene FUS2, whose product is annotated as Fus2p. The record is from RefSeq and is marked reviewed. Gene Ontology annotation, cellular component: cell tip. Lineage: Eukaryota; Fungi; Ascomycota; Saccharomycetes; Saccharomycetales; Saccharomycetaceae. The coding region runs from base 1 to 2034 and encodes 677 amino acids. The transcript has a single exon. Gene Ontology annotation, molecular function: guanyl-nucleotide exchange factor activity.